GUGAAGAUGGCCGCUGUGUCUGGUUGCUAGCUGGUUGCUCGCUCCGUCCUCGCUGUGUUUACAUCCGGGUACCGGUCCGGCUCGGGGCGCUGACUGCGGCUGGGAACGAGGCUCGGGCGGGCACUAAUGUCGGAUAAUCAGAGUUUGAACUCGUCAGGUUCGGAAGAAGAUCUGGAGACCGAGUCCGGGCCGCCCGUGGAGCUCUGCGGGGUCCUGUCCAAGUGGACAAACUACAUUCACGGUUGGCAGGACAGAUGGGUUGUCCUAAAAAAUAAUACCUUAAGCUACUAUAAGUCUGAGGAUGAGACUGAAUAUGGCUGCAGAGGGUCCAUCUGCCUCAGCAAGGCUGUCAUCACGCCUCAUGAAUUUGACGAGUGCCGCUUCGACAUCAGUGUUAAUGACAGUGUGUGGUACCUGCGUGCACAAGACCCGGACCACCGUCAGCAAUGGAUAGAUUCAAUCGAACAACACAAGUCUGAAUCUGGUUAUGGAUCGGAGUCAAGUCUUCGGCGGCAUGGCUCAAUGGUGUCCCUGGUCUCUGGGGCAAGUGGCUACUCCGCUACGUCCACGUCGUCGUUUAAGAAGGGACACAGCUUGCGGGAGAAACUCGCCGAGAUGGAGACCUUUCGCGACAUCCUGUGUAGACAAGUUGACACGCUGCAGAAGUAUUUUGAUGCGUGUGCCGAUGCACUCUGUAAAGAUGAGCUUGAAAGAGAUAAAGUGGUUGAAGAUGAGGACGAAGAUUUUCUUCCUAAUCACGCUGAUGGAGAAUACAUUCACACCAGUAAUGGCAAUAAAGAGAAAUUGUUCCCGCAUGUGAAUCCCAAGGGGAUAAAUGGUAUUGAUUUUAAAGGAGAAGCCAUUACCUUCAAAGCAACCACAGCGGGCAUUCUCGCCACAUUAUCGCACUGCAUUGAGCUAAUGGUGAAGCGGGAGGACAGCUGGCAAAAAAGAUUAGACAAGGAAGUAGAAAAGAGAAGGCGGGUGGAGGAGGCUUACAAGAAUGCAAUGAGUGAACUGAAGAAGAAAGCACACUUUGGAGGACCUGAUUAUGAGGAAGGGCCCAAUAGCCUGAUCAAUGAAGAGGAAUUCUUUGAUGCUGUUGAAGCCGCUUUGGAUCGGCAGGAUAAAAUUGAGCAGUCUCAGUCUGAAAAGGCGCGUUCGCAUUGGUCAUCGUCUGUACCAACAAAUGAUGCUUACACCGGAGCGGGCACUCACAGAUUUGUUCGCACAACUAUUAUUCGUUGUCCUAUUGAUCUAGCCCCUGGCUCAGAUGACCACAGAUUCAGAAGCCAGGUGGAAGAGAUUGUACAAAACCACAUGACUUACUCGCUACAAGAUGUGGGAGGUGAUGCCAACUGGCAGUUGGUGGUGGAAGAGGGCGAGAUGAAGGUUUAUAGAAGAGAAGUUGAGGAAAAUGGAAUUGUGUUAGAUCCACUGAAGGCCACUCAUUCUGUGAAGGGAGUAACUGGUCAUGAAGUCUGCCAGUAUUUCUGGAAUGUUGAUGUCCGUAACGACUGGGAAACGACCGUUGAAAACUUCCAGGUUGUGGAGAAGCUAUCUACGAAUGCAAUCAUUGUAUAUCAAACACACAAGAGAGUCUGGCCAGCUUCCCAGCGUGAUGUCUUAUAUCUAUCUGCUAUCAGAGUCAUCCCAGCAGCUAGUGAGAAUGAAACGGACACAUGGAUUGUCUGUAACUUUUCUGUGGAUCAUGACAGUGCUCCGCUUAACAACCGGUGCGUUCGUGCCAAAAUUAACAUUGCGUUGAUCUGUCAAACACUGGUCAGCCCCCCUGAAGGAAACCAGGAAAUAAGCAGAGACAACAUUCAUUGCAAGAUCACAUAUGUUGCAAAUGUGAAUCCAGGCGGUUGGGCUCCUGCGUCGGUGCUUCGAGCAGUAGCCAAGCGAGAAUAUCCAAAAUUUCUUAAACGGUUUACUUCAUAUGUACAAGAGAAAACCGCCGGCAAACCUAUAUUUUUCUAGCAAUUGACCGCUACAUGAAGGCCGUAUGAACAUUCCACAUUAUAUUAGACGGAGCGAUUCACAUCAGAAAUGGAACACGAUCUACAGCCGCCUUCGUUAUUUUCUCCUCUAGCUUUUAAGGCAUCCCAAAAUGAGGGCGGAAAACCUACAGUGGACAGGCCAUCAAACACUAGCUGUCUAAUGUCUGUCCUCCUCGCGGAGUCUGUGUGUAAUUUAUAUCCACAUGUACAGGUUUUUGUUUUGUUUAGUUUUUUGUCUGUUUGCUUUGAAGGAUUACAGUUGUAUUUUAACUCACAACCUAUAUGGCUCAAGGCUUUUAUCUUCAAAACUGUACAAAAUACUCAUCUACCAUAGGCCUGUAACAGUAAAUAAGCCAUAAAGAGGUUUGUGUUUUUGAGCAUAAAAAUAUGAACAG
Molecule: messenger RNA, 2398 nt
Organism: Pelobates fuscus (common spadefoot toad)
Lineage: Eukaryota; Metazoa; Chordata; Amphibia; Anura; Pelobatidae
Gene: CERT1
Product: ceramide transporter 1
Exons: 18
Coding region: 127-1983 (618 amino acids)
Biological process (GO): ER to Golgi ceramide transport
Molecular function (GO): lipid binding
Source: RefSeq, a predicted model, not a curated record